Molecule: messenger RNA, 1512 nt
Organism: Cryptotermes secundus
Lineage: Eukaryota; Metazoa; Arthropoda; Insecta; Blattodea; Kalotermitidae
Product: neuronal acetylcholine receptor subunit alpha-3
Exons: 9
Coding region: 322-1452 (376 amino acids)
Biological process (GO): chemical synaptic transmission; nervous system process; signal transduction
Cellular component (GO): membrane; synapse; neuron projection
Molecular function (GO): extracellular ligand-gated monoatomic ion channel activity; neurotransmitter receptor activity; transmembrane signaling receptor activity
Source: RefSeq, a predicted model, not a curated record
AUUCAGAUGGAAACCUGCAGAUGUGUGAUCAUCUGUUUUGCAUGGAAACAAAUUUAUUAUCUGUGAGUGUGUCUGUCAAUACCAGCUCAACGAAAGAUGGAAUUUUGAUCAAAUUUUAUAUUUUGAAUACAGCAGUUUGUUAAUGACAGGACCUAGAAAAUUCCAGGAGAUGGUUAGGGCGCUGUUGCUCUGCUGAAUAUACAUAUAUCGCCAGCAGAGUAUAAAAGUGACUAUACAAAGAAGCUGGAGAGGAUAUGCGAUGAAUUCCUUGUGGUGACUGCCGAGUCUGCUUGUAACUCAGCUUCAGAAUCUAAGUCACACAUGAAGCGACUUAAGGAGAAUCUGUUCAGGGACUAUGACACCAGUUCGAGGCCAGUGCGACGUUGGUCGGACCGGACACAAGUGGCUGUUCAAAUGAUUCCACUGUCACUUGACUUUGAUGAAAUUUAUGACGUAUUUACCCUCCAUUCUUCCUUGCACUUUGCUUGGAUAGAUGAGUUCUUGGUGUGGAAUGCUUCUGAUUACGGAGGAAUAGAACACAUUCUACUUGAUGGCGACUCGGUGUGGGUGCCCGAAGUGUUUCAUCUAUCAUCGUGGGACAUUACGGAUCUCAUGGGGCGCAAGAGGUUGUGCAAUUUGUUUUCGUCAGGUUGGCUUCAUUGCUGGGAUUACCCAAUUCUCAUAGCUCUCUGCCGCUUGGAUCUCACUCACUGGCCAUACGAUUCUCAGAACUGCACUGUGACUUUGUCCACUGUCACCCAGUCUCUAGAAGAAAUUGAACUGAUGGUCAUAGGUGCCGCUGUUAAUUUACAAGAAUACAUCCCCAGCCGAGCAUGGAAACUGCUCACUGUAACAGUCAGCCAGUACAACCAUAUAUUUGGGAACAAAGUAUUUCCUUGCUUGCAAUACAACUUGCUGCUGAGAAGAAGUGACGCCAUUUCCGGGGUCACAAUUGUCGUUCCUAUAAUAGUGCUCGUCUUCUUAGUGCUGUCGUCCUUCUGGCUGAACUCUGAGCAGGAAGUUCGCGUCAACCUGUGUUGCACUCUGCUUGUAUGCCAUGUCCUGUUUCUCCAGAACAUUGGCCACAUAAAUAACGGAGACAAUGCACCUGUUAUAGUGCUGUUCUUUCGAGACUCGUUGGUGCUCUGCGUGUUUUCGUUGGAAUUUGCAGUCUUCAUGCAGUGGCUCAAUACAACUUCACCGAGAAAGGUUCCAUACUUUUUUAACAGCGUUUUCGAUAGCGGACCAGCUUGGAUGCUGCUUUUGUUAGGAAGAAGAAACUGCCUGAAAGGAAGUGAGACACUGAACGACGGGAGACAAGAAACUGCUGAUCCGGAGACUGUGUCAGAUGUCAAGACAAGAUGGCGUGACUUUGGAGGCCUGCUGAAUCACCUCUUCUUCCUUGUGUACUGCCUCAUUUAUCUGAUACUAAUAUUUAUGUACGUGGUGUAAGUGUGAUGGUGUAUUUGUUUAAGCAGAUAAAGAGAAUCAGUACACAUAUUUUUAAUUUCA